Messenger RNA from Suillus paluster, 3786 nucleotides. RefSeq lists its product as uncharacterized. The record is from RefSeq and is a predicted model, not a curated record. The transcript is spliced from 17 exons. The coding region runs from base 1 to 3786 and encodes 1261 amino acids. NCBI's taxonomy places the organism in Eukaryota, Fungi, Basidiomycota, Agaricomycetes, Boletales, Suillaceae.
AUGGAAGAGAACCUGAAGAGCCAGGCAUCUGAAGUAAGGGAAGCUCUGAGUAGCAGGAUCAGCAAGAUACUUGGGAAUUCAUCUGAAAUGGGUGUCCUGAAAGAUGGGCAAGUGGUAACUAAGCUGUUGCAUAAAGCCAGAAUGAGAAUAUCAGUGCACCUCCAGAUUUGCUUGGCAACGCCGGAUCACACUACAUUUACCGAUACAUCAAUUUCAGAAUAUGAAAUUGAUCGGGCCGCACUAACUAUUGCCCAUGCAAUGGUCAAUCCCAGGUCAACUUGUCUCAACCGAAUUGGGAUGGGUCAGCAACCUCUGAACCGGAAAGGCUCAAGAAGUACUUCCCUGAGGCAGUGCUCAGCAAAAUUUCAACUCCGGCCACCCUUGUGGACAGGCAUGGCAGAAUCUCGAUGCUUACGGGAUUCUCUUCUUGACACCCUGCCGCCCAUUUCGGAUCAAAAGAAAAGUUGGCGAGAUGAUGGCUUUGUGCUGCCAGAGGGAGGGGGCGAAUUUGGGGCUGAUCCUCUGGUAAUGUCUGAGUCUUACAACUCAAAGAAGGUCCAACAAUGGCUAGGUGCCUUGACAACUUCAGAACUUCUAUGGAACUCCAUUACUGCAGCAGUGGCACCAGACCUUUUUGAAUCAGGCUCCUCUGCAUUUUCCAAGGUUGUCAAGGAAGUUCGGAGGCGAAAAAAGAAUUCGGCUCCGGUGGAUUCUUGGCCCUCUAUCUUUUCAGGGUUGGAAAUCAUUGCCAACCGAACAACCUUCAGCCACAGAGAUCCUGGUGGAUCUCCUUCACUUUUUGAUCUUCUAGUCAGUUUAGGUCGAAACCAUCAUGCAACUCUUUCUUUGGCCGAUGUCCAUGCAGAGCUAGACUAUUCCCCUGGUGCAAUGGUCUACAUUGCCGGUAGGGUACUGGAGCACUCUACUCUCGAUUUCAUGAGCUCACAAAUCACACUGAGGAAUAGAAAAAGGGUCAGAGUCCAGCCAUCUUCAUCUGGAACUGGCCCAUCAAAGAGAAAAAGAGGGGCUUAUAAAUAUGCAUAUAUCCCUUCAAAAACUCGGAGGGGAAAAGAUUCGUGGAAAGAAGCUAAUGCUUCAUUUGUCUAUGAGGACUCUGAUAGUGAGAUAGAAGUGGCUUCACCAUCAAAACAAAUCAGGCACCACCAUAUUGAAGAUCAUAUACCACUGGAAUACAACCGAGAGGUUCAUGGUGAUUUUUGGAUGGGAGGCUUGGAUGGUAUGAAAAGAAAAACAAAAGCCCAAAAUGAUUUCCUUCGAGAUUAUUUGCCUUGGCGUACUGAAUAUCUUUCAGUGUUAUUGGACUUAGAGCAGCUGGUCAACAAUGGGAAAUGCAAUGAUUGUGGAGAAGGAGAGGGGUUGAUCCGGUGUUUGUCUUGCUCAGGAACACGUGCUUGGUGUCCUUCUUGUGUUCUUAAAGCUCAUCAACACAACCCCUUCCACAACCUUCAACUCUGGAAUGGCAGGUUCUACGAGACUACUACCCUGCAGGCUCAAGGUUAUAUAAUGUAUCUUGGCCAUGGGGGGGAACCUUGCCCCAAUCUCUCACAUCAGCCGGACCCAUCUCCCUGGGAAGAUCUCGGGUCCAUGGAAGAUGUAUUUGCACAGGAGGAGGGGGAUACGAUUAAUGACACGCAGUUAGGAGUAUCUAACCUGGUCAUUGUGCACUCUACUGGUGUUUACUCACACAGUGUAUCAUGGUGCCAGUGUCCUGGAGCUGAGAAGGCACAUCAUCUCGAUCUCAUGAAAGCAAGGUUAUUUCCUGCCAGUCUCACUCGCCCUCAAUCUGCUUUCACAUUCGAUGUCUUGGAUAACUUCCUCAUAGAUGCUUUGGAGUGCAAGACUUCAGCCAUGAGUUUCUAUCAAAAGCUCCGUCGGUUCACAAACAACGCAUUCCCUGAUAAAAUACCGGAUAAAAAGGACCGAUACCGUGAGCUUAUGCGAGUGUCACGUAUAUGGCGGGAUUUGGUCAAUAGAAAAAGGUUCGGGUUUGGACAUGACACGGAACAAUCCCCUGGUCCAGGGGAUUUAGCCCUUUAUUGCCCAGCAUGUCCACAACCUGGAAUCAACUUGCCAACGUCUUGGAGAUAUGACUAUGAAGAUAUGUCGCUCAUUAUUGCACAACAUAUGAAAAUGAAAAUUCCGGAAGACGAUGUUUCUCUAGCAGAUGGAAAGGGUUACAUGUGGUGGACUUCCAAAAUGGAGAGCGUCAGGCACAUGAACAUGGACUAUUCCAUUUGUAAUGCAGUUAAAUAUACACCCGAACCUAUUGGCAGUACACUCAUCAUCUAUGAUGUUGCAUGUCAGUGGAGUAUUCACUUUGCUGAACGGGUGGACCAGAGCUAUCAUCUGUCCCUUCCCGAGGGGACCAAAAUAUUACCUGCAGUUGGCAAGUUUCAUUUGAGCGCACAUAAGCUUCAAUGCUUUGCUAGGUUCAGCCUGAAUUUUAUGACCAGAGCCGGGCAUAUUGAUGGGGAAAUAUUGGAGACACUCUGGGCUCCUUUCAACAAGAUUUCCCCUACUGCAAGAUCCAUGUCUUUGGCUCACCGAAAGGAAGUAUUGGAUGACCAUAUGCGGGAUUCCAAUUGGAAGAAGCUGGGUAUUAGUGACACUCAGGGUCCAUAUGAGGAAUUAACCAGAUCACUUGACUUGGAUGAUGUUCAGGAGUGGAAAAAGGCAGCCGAAAAAGCGGCUCAGGACCGUGGAGAGCUUCUUGACAUCUAUCAGCUUAAAAUGGACAAAGCACCCUCUAUGGCUGAAAUACGUCUCAGAUUGACUGAAAAUGAACUAUCUGCUAAUGGUAGGACUGGGUCUGUUGCAUGGUUGAUCGAGGGUAUAAAUAUAGAAAAUUCUCAAGAUGCCUUGAGAUUGUCUAUAAGGCAGCUGCCCCAGGAUCUGACUGCUUCCCAGAGAACCGGGAUCGAAGAAAAACGGCAAAAGCUCAUGGCACAGAUUAUUAAGUUCCAUGAGGCUGCAGAGGUCAUGACUAAUGGUAUGGAAUUGAAGGGAGGUGAAGGAGCACCACUGGACAACCCUGAACUGUGCCUGGAGGAGGCUGACAUAUCCAAUAUGGAAGAUCCAGAGGAAGAGGACAUUUUGGACUUUGACGGUAAUAUUGACUCACCUGCCGAAGUCACCGAGAUUUGGAUGCCAUCAUGGGCAGCCUCUGGUCACAUCAUGGAUGAUGUUGUCUUGACAUUACGUCAAGAAGAACUCGAGCUUCAAAAGGGUCAAGCAAACGACUGCCUGGAAAAGCUUCGUCAAGCCCUGGGUGAUAGAUCAGUCGUCUUUCGGGAGAAAAUACACUCCAACAAAUCAGUCCAUCACCAGGGCACUAGAUCUAAAAAGGAACUCCAAACGAUAACUCUCUCCAUCAACAGACAUGCAAGAGGUUACAGCCGGGCAAGGGCUGCAAUGCUCUGCCUAGGGGCUGACUCUGAUACAGUGGCAGUGUAUCAACCCCUAAAGCCUCAGGACCUAGUGGAGGACAGUCAGAAGAACGUAUGGAUGAAUGAGUUUUAUCGUGUGAAUUGGUUGAAAGCUAAAGCACGGUAUGACCAUUGGUCAGAAGAACUGAAAUUGGUACAAUAUGAAAUGUUUUGGACCAUAUCCUGGUUUCGGACACAGGAGGAGAGGUGGAGAGUUCGGGCAGAUGAAAGCAUCAAGAAUGGGAAUAGGGCAUAUGCUGAGAGGCAGGCAUCUAUGUGGGCAGAAUUUUCAGCUCAGGGCCUCAAGAAUUUUGAAGGAAAAUUACUUAUAACAAGUUGA